Messenger RNA from Gossypium raimondii (Peruvian cotton), 1655 nucleotides. Its product is annotated as 4-hydroxy-3-methylbut-2-enyl diphosphate reductase, chloroplastic. Gene Ontology annotation, biological process: isopentenyl diphosphate biosynthetic process, methylerythritol phosphate pathway; dimethylallyl diphosphate biosynthetic process. The transcript has 10 exons. Lineage: Eukaryota; Viridiplantae; Streptophyta; Magnoliopsida; Malvales; Malvaceae. Bases 83 to 1462 code for a protein of 459 amino acids. Gene Ontology annotation, molecular function: 4-hydroxy-3-methylbut-2-enyl diphosphate reductase activity; metal ion binding. The record is from RefSeq and is a predicted model, not a curated record.
ACUCCCACCAUAAACCUUACAGGAAAUUUUCCUACUACAUUCGCUAACGUGCGCUGCUUUUCCCUCCUUAUUCUCUCUCAAAAUGGCGAUUUCUCUGCAACUGUGUCGUUUCUCCAUCCGCAUCGGUUCCGAUAACUUUGGCGGGAGAUCGGAAGCUCUCCCUUUCCGGAAACCUAUCUCCGUCAGAUGCUCCACCGAUUCCACUUCUGUUGUGGUGGAUCCCGAUAACUUCGACGCCAAGUCUUUCCGACAUAACUUGACGAGGAGCAAGAAUUAUAAUCGGAAAGGAUUCGGACGCAAAGAGGAAACUCUCGAGCUCAUGAAUCGAGAGUAUACUAGUGAUAUCUUAAAGAAAUUGAAGGAAAAUGGAAACGAGUAUACAUGGGGAAAUGUUACUGUAAAAUUGGCAGAAGCGUACGGAUUUUGCUGGGGAGUUGAGAGAGCUGUUCAAAUUGCUUAUGAAGCGAGAAAGCAGUUUCCAGAUGAGAAAAUUUGGAUUACCAAUGAAAUUAUCCACAAUCCUACUGUUAAUAAGCGGUUAGAGGAGAUGGAAGUUAAAACCAUCCCUGUUGAGGGAGGGAAGAAACAGUUUGAUGUUGUGAAUAAGGAUGACGUAGUAGUUUUGCCUGCUUUUGGUGCUGCAGUUGAUGAGAUGUUGGUUUUGAAUGACAAAAAUGUCCAAAUUGUUGACACUACUUGUCCUUGGGUAACCAAGGUAUGGAACUCUGUAGAGAAGCAUCAGAAAGGUGAUUACACUUCCAUCAUUCACGGUAAAUACUCUCACGAGGAGACGAUCGCGACCGCAUCUUUUGCUGCUACAUACAUUAUUGUGAAGGAUAUGACUGAGGCAAUGUAUGUUUGUGAUUACAUUCUUGGAGGUGAACUUAAUGGAGCUAGCUCCACCAAGGAGGCGUUUAUGGAGAAAUUUAAACAUGCUACCUCAGAGGGCUUUGAUCCAGAUCAUGACCUGGUAAAACUUGGCGUUGCAAAUCAAACUACGAUGCUGAAGGGAGAGACCGAGGAAAUUGGGAAAUUAGUUGAGAGGACAAUGAUGCAGAAAUAUGGAGUCAAAAACAUCAAUGAUCACUUCUUAAGCUUUAACACAAUUUGUGAUGCAACGCAAGAGCGCCAAGAUGCUAUGUAUAAGUUAGUGGAGGAAGAUUUGGAUCUUAUGUUAGUAGUCGGCGGGUGGAACUCGAGCAACACUUCACACCUUCAAGAAAUUCCUGAGGAUAGCGGGAUCCCCUCAUAUUGGAUCGACAGUGAACGGAGAAUUGGUCCGGGAAACAGGAUAGCUCACAAAUUGAAACAUGGGGAGCUUGUUGAAACAGAAAACUGGCUACCAGAGGGCCACAUUACAAUUGGUGUCACUUCUGGUGCCUCCACACCAGAUAAGGCUGUGGAAGAUGCCCUUGUCAAGGUGUUUGACAUAAAACGGGAGGAGGCCUUGCAAGUAGCAUAAAAGUAUGUAUGUAUAUAUGUAUGUAGGUUUACACAGGUGGGUCAGCCAUUGGUGCUCGUUUGGUACUGAUAGUAUAAUGUUGUCAAUGUAUAGUUGAAGUGAAGGACUCUUUAAUCUUUAGGAUCUGCGCGUACUUGAAAUCAGAUCAUGUUGAAUAAUUAUGUAUCAUGAAAUGGUUUUCUUUUUGGCUUUU